Molecule: messenger RNA, 2388 nt
Organism: Danaus chrysippus (African queen)
Lineage: Eukaryota; Metazoa; Arthropoda; Insecta; Lepidoptera; Nymphalidae
Source: the annotation of a GenBank genome assembly
AUGAAAACUCCCAAGUCAUCAGAUAGUGAAGAAGUAACACCAUCAAAAAAAGUUUUGAAACAAGCUCGUCUUCCAUUUAAGUUAUUAAGUGAAGUAUCUCCAAAACCAGUGACUCCACCAUCUAGGAAGCGAAAGCUAUCUGUUCCUGACCCGGAACCAGUCUCAAAAAUUGGUAAAAUUGCAAAUGAUAAGGAAAUAUGUGAUGAAGCAGUAAUAAUAAGUGACGAUGAUAGUAAGGAGGCUGUACAGAAUUCAAAACCUCCAAAAUCUCUCAAUCCAUUGGUGAAAUUAGUAGAUAUUGCCAGGAAAAAAAAGCUACAGAAAUCGAAAAGUUCCAAAAAAAGGAAAAACACUCCAAAAAAACCAGCUAAUGGUUCUUCAGAAAAUCAUGAGAAUGGUAAUAAUGAAAACGCCGAUAAAAUUGAAAAGGAGGAAGCUAUGGAGGUUGAUGUUGAGGUAGAAACUGAAUCAAAAAAUCAAGAUGAAGAAAAUGCAUCCAGUAACAAUGAUGUUACUGUAGAAAAAGAUGUUGAUAGUACUGAAAAUGAUGAAGACAGUGAUAAAAUUUCAAAGGGUAUUGAAGACAAUGAGUCUUCUAUAUCUACUUCAAAAGAUGACCAUAUUUCAGACGAAAUUAGCAAUGAUGUAUCAAUAAUAGAGACUACCAGUGAAAAUAAAUCUAAAUUAAGUGUAACACCUAAAAGAAGUGUGAGAAACAAAUCAAAACCGGACGAUAAUCUGAAUACUUCUAAAAUCAGUAACUGUGAUGAAUCAUUAACUUCACCGUCAACUCCGCGACGAUCAGGAAGGAAUAUAUCAAUGAAUAGCCAAGGGGACACUUCUACUACUGAAAGUGCUAACACAAGUGUUACACCAAAACAAUUACAGAAAAAGCUUGAAUCUGCUAAAAAGAAAGAAGAACGAGAAAAAGAAAAAUUGGAAAGGGAGAGGAAAAGGCAACAAGAAAAAGAGGAUAGAAUUAAACAAAAGCUAGAGAAAGAAGAACAAAGGAAAAAGGAAAGAGAGGAAAAGGAAGAGGCUAAACGAAAGGAAAGAGAAGAAAAGGAGGAACAAAGAAGAAAAGAGAAGGAAGAAAAAGAGAAACAAAGGGAACUUGAAAAAAAGAUGAAAGAAGAAAAAGAAGAACAAAAACGUAAAGAAAAGGAGGAAAAGGAAGAACAAAGGAAAAGGGAGAAGGAAGCAAAAGAGGAAGAGAAAAGAAAACGACAGGAACUUUUAGAACAGGAAAAAUUGGAACAGGAACAGAAAAAGAAAAAAGCAGCAGAGGCUUUCGCCAGCUUUUUUGUUGCAAAGCAAAAGAGUGAAAAGGAUCAAGUCACUAUAGGACCCAUGAGAAAUAACAUGUUGUCGAGUUUCACAAUAAAGUCUGAUAUGAGAUUAGCGCCGAUUGUAAGAAUUCAGUUACAAGAAGAUUCAAAAAAGGAAUUGGAUGACUUUCUUGGCAAUCAAAAUGUUCCAGAAAGUUCUUUAUAUUUGAAAAAAUUGAAGGAAAGGAAGCCUUUAUCAAGUGGAAAAACUUGGCCUCCCUGUGAUAAAAAUGAUGAUGAUGAUGUUAUGAUAGUUGAGGAUGAAUUACCACCAGCAGAUGGCAUCGGUGAGAUACUUUCAUGUGAACCAGUUAUUCAAGAGAAACUUCGUCCUAAACUACUUUCAUUCCACGAAAACAGACGUCCACCUUACUGGGGUACCUGGAGGAAGAAGAGUGCAUCAAUUAAUCCAAGGAGACCUUUUAAAACUGAUAAUAAACUAUUGGACUAUGAAGUGGAUAGUGAUGAAGAAUGGGAGGAGGAACAAGAAGGAGAGAGUAUUGAUGGCAGUGCAGCGGGCAGUGAUGAUGAACAGGAAGCAGAUGAAUAUGAAGUAGACAAUGAAGUGUUUGUACCACAUGGCUACUUGAGUGAUGAGGAGGCAACAAUGGACGAAGACGAUGUACUCUCACUCUCGCCUGAAGCACAAAAAGCGAAAUUGAAGUAUCUAGAAGACGAAUUUGAGUCUGAAAUGAAAAAGCCAAUGGAAAAAUUGAAACCCAGGUUAUAUGGGCUGUUGUGGGAGAAACCGGAAGGAGGAAAACCUGAAAACUGCGCUGAAGCUCUAUGGAAUUAUAUUUCGAAGUUCUCAAUGAUAAUCGAUCCAUCCCCAGUAUUACAACCAGCACCAGAAGUUGAAGAACCCGAAAAGAAAAAGACCAAAAAGAAAAAGAAUCCCGAAGGAGAAAACCAGAGUCCUAAAACAGAUAAAAAGAAAAAGUCCAAAAAUGACGAUAAAGAUGCAAAGAACACUAAAAAUGAGGCCAAAAAGACUGUGACAGAUCCAAAAAAGAAUCAGCCCGGCAUAAAUUACUUUCUGUCAAAAUUAAAGACUUCAUGA